AUGGCCGAAAUGCGCUUCACUAGUCGUCGCUCUCGAUUUCGUGGCCCGUGGUCCAUCACCAUUCUCGCCCUUGCUGUCACUGUUCUUGGCAUCACCCUGCUUUGCGCCAUCUUGAAUUCGUCCUGGACCCGUCAGCUCGACGCCAAGGGAUGCCGGAUGUCUUACAUGCGACCCACGUAUAUACGUCUACGCGACUUCGACACGGAGCAUACCCGCUUCGCGACGAAAUAUUCUCUGUAUUUAUAUCGCGAGCAAGGCGUUGACGACGAAAGAAAGUUGACAGGUGUCCCUGUUCUAUUCAUCCCAGGCAAUGCUGGAAGCUACAAACAAGUUCGUCCGAUAGCAGCAGAGGCCGCAAACUAUUUCCACGAGUCCCUACAACAUGACGAGGCUGCCGCCGCCGCUGGUGCCCGCAACCUCGACUUCUUCACCGUCGACUUCAACGAGGAUAUCACUGCAUUCCAUGGACAGACCAUGCUGGACCAGGCGGAAUACCUGAAUGAGGCGAUUCGGUAUAUCUUGUCUUUAUAUAUGGACCCGCGAAUAUCAGCUCGAGACCCGGACCUGCCAGACCCGACGUCCGUUUUGAUCCUGGGCCACUCCAUGGGCGGUAUCGUAGCGCGAACCAUGCUCAUAAUGCCCAACUACCAGUCUUAUUCGAUCAAUACCAUCAUCACCAUGUCCGCUCCGCAUUCCCGUCCUCCUGUCACUUUUGACGGACAGAUUGUAAAGAUCUACGAAGACAUCAACGAUUACUGGCGCAGAGCUUACUCGCAGAAGUGGGCCAACAAUAACCCACUGUGGCACGUUACUCUCGUCUCGAUUGCUGGAGGGGGCUUGGACACGGUAGUGCCAUCCGACUAUGCUAGCGUUGAGUCGAUAAUUCCCGAGACCCACGGCUUCACCGUCUUUACCACCGGUAUCCCCAAGGUCUGGACCAGCAUGGAUCACCAGGCGAUUCUGUGGUGUGACCAGUUUAGAAAAGUUGUGGCCCGAGCUAUGUACGACGUUGUUGAUGUCCAUAGGUCAUCGCAGACAAAACCCAGAGCCGAGAGGAUGAGAGUGUUCAAGAAAUGGCUUCUCACGGGUAUGGAGUCCAUUGCCGAGAAAACGUUGCCUUCCGAGGGCCCAUCUACGCUGCUUACACUGGAAGACAACGCAAACGAUAUCAUGGCCCAGGGCGAGCGUUUGCUUGUUCCCCCUCCAACCUGGUCAGGCCACGAACUUAUUCACCUUGAAUAUGGACCUGUCAGGAGACAGUACAGGGUCCACUCGACUGGCAUGCAAGAACGCCGCAAACGACGCCAUGUUGUUGCCCGCUUCGACUAA
Colletotrichum chrysophilum is the source of this 1329-nucleotide messenger RNA. RefSeq names its product GPI inositol deacylase (gene BST1). Gene Ontology annotation, biological process: endoplasmic reticulum to Golgi vesicle-mediated transport; GPI anchor metabolic process. The record is from RefSeq and is a predicted model, not a curated record. Gene Ontology annotation, molecular function: phosphatidylinositol deacylase activity. Lineage: Eukaryota; Fungi; Ascomycota; Sordariomycetes; Glomerellales; Glomerellaceae. Gene Ontology annotation, cellular component: endoplasmic reticulum. The transcript has 3 exons. Bases 1 to 1329 code for a protein of 442 amino acids.